AUUCAAAAGAGGAAAGAGCCUCGCUGUCGAGGGAAAGCCGAUAUUAAAUCCAAACGACGACGAUAGCGAGGAAGAAGAUAGGAGAUCAAAUCUUGAUUACCCCGCCCAAAAUAUAGGGUGUUUUCUCUGCGAGAUGGAGGAGAGGAGAUUUUGGUAGAGCUCUCGGUGGAUCUCAGAUCCGUUUCUUGAGCUGCUUUCGGGAUCGGUACACCAUGGCUUUGAAGGGGAAUGCAGCUGAUGGCAGGACUCGGAGCUCCAUGUCUAUAAUUAUAGUGGUCGGUCUGUGUUGCUUCUUCUAUGUCUUGGGUGUUUGGCAGAGGAGCGGUUUUGGGAAGGGGGAUAGGAUAGCAGCUCAGAUAACUGAGCAGACUGAAUGCGCUAUCUCACCCAAUCUUAAUUUUGAGACCCAUCAUAGUGGAGGAGGCGUUCCUAAUGAUGAUGAUUCAGAAGUAAAAACUUUUGAGCCAUGUAAUGACCGUUAUACUGAUUACACUCCUUGUCAGGAUCAAAGGCGUGCAAUGACUUUUCCUAGAGAUAACAUGAUUUAUAGAGAGAGACAUUGCCCCCCUGAACAGGAAAAGCUUUACUGUCUUAUACCGGCACCCAAGGGAUAUGUGGCUCCAUUUCCAUGGCCUAAGAGCCGUGACUAUGUUCCCUAUGCCAAUGUACCUUACAAGAGUUUGACAGUUGAGAAGGCUGUUCAGAACUGGGUGCAAUAUGAGGGCAAUGUUUUUAGGUUCCCUGGUGGAGGAACACAGUUUCCUCAAGGGGCAGAUAAAUAUAUUGACCAACUUGCAUCUGUUAUUCCAAUUGCGAAUGGGACGGUCAGAACUGCAUUGGACACUGGUUGUGGGGUGGCAAGCUGGGGUGCUUAUCUACUGAAGAGGAAUGUCUUAGCCAUGUCGUUUGCACCAAGGGACUCGCAUGAGGCACAGGUACAGUUUGCACUGGAAAGAGGCGUGCCUGCAGUUAUUGGUGUUCUUGGAUCUAUAAAGCUCCCCUACCCAGCUAGAGCCUUUGAUAUGGCUCACUGUUCAAGAUGCUUGAUCCCAUGGGGAUCAAAUGAUGGAAUGUACAUGGUGGAGGUGGAUCGGGUUCUUCGCCCUGGUGGUUACUGGGUGCUUUCUGGCCCUCCAAUUAACUGGAAGAGUAACUACAAAGCAUGGCAACGAACAAAGGAGGAUCUUGAGGAGGAACAAAGAAAGAUUGAAGAAAUUGCUGAACUUCUGUGUUGGGAAAAAAUUUCAGAGAAGGGUGAAAUUGCCAUAUGGCAAAAGAGAAUAAAUGCUGAUUCCUGUCCUGGGAGGCAAGAUGAGUCCCAUGUAAAUAUGUGUGAAUCAACAAAUGCAGAUGAUGUCUGGUACAAGAAGAUGGAGGCUUGCAUAAAUCGUUAUCCUGAGGUUAACAGUCCUGAAGAGGUUGCUGGAGGUGAACUGAGGCCAUUCCCAGACAGGCUAAAUUCUAUUCCCCCUAGAAUUUCGAGUGGUUCUGUGCCUGGCUUCUCUGCGGAGUCAUAUCAAAAAGACAAUAAAUUGUGGCAAAAGCAUGUCAAAACUUAUAAGAAAGUCAAUAAGUUGCUUAACACUGGAAGGUAUCGCAAUAUUAUGGACAUGAAUGCAGCUUUGGGUAGUUUUGCUGCAGCAAUUGAGUCUCCAAAAUUAUGGGUUAUGAAUGUUGUGCCUACUAUUGCGGAGCUGUCCACUUUGGGUGUCAUAUAUGAAAGAGGGUUAAUAGGCAUAUAUCAUGACUGGUGUGAAGCCUUUUCGACUUACCCAAGGACAUAUGAUCUUAUACAUGCCAGUGGUGUUUUCAGCUUGUACCAGAACAAGUGUAAAAUGGAAGACAUUCUCUUAGAGAUGGACCGUAUUUUGCGCCCAGAAGGUGCUAUUAUAUUUCGCGAUGAUGUUGAUGUCUUGAUAAAGGUGAAGAGGAUGGUCAGUGGCAUGAGAUGGAGCACAAGGAUGGCAGAUCAUGAGGAUGGCCCUCUUGUGUCUGAGAAGAUAUUGUUUGCCGUAAAGCAGUAUUGGGUUGGUGGAAGCAAAAAUAAAACACGCGAGCAGUAAAGAAGCGCCCUUCCUAGAACUCGGCAGUGUUUUCCACACACUUGCUACUACGAAACAAGCUUGAGUUGCGGCAAAGCUAUCGACUUGGCGUGUUUUUUUCUCAUCUCUAAAAACAUUACGGGUUCGGAUAAGCAUUCUUGGGUUAAGAGUUAUUGUAACCAUGAUUCGUUGCCAAGUAGCCAUAGCUUUUCAUAUUUAUAAUUGUUGUUUCAUCACCAUGAUGUUUUUUUUAUCAAAAAAAUAGAGUUGUUCCCCCAGUUAGUGGAAUUUGAUAUUGUUAAACGCGUACGAUCCAAUCUUCGUUGUU
Phoenix dactylifera (date palm) is the source of this 2370-nucleotide messenger RNA. Its product is annotated as S-adenosyl-L-methionine-dependent methyltransferases superfamily protein. Gene Ontology annotation, cellular component: trans-Golgi network; endosome; cytoplasm. Lineage: Eukaryota; Viridiplantae; Streptophyta; Magnoliopsida; Arecales; Arecaceae. Gene Ontology annotation, molecular function: methyltransferase activity. The record is from RefSeq and is a predicted model, not a curated record.